UUUCUAUAUAAGCUCCAUAGAUGGCCGAUACACACCUUCCAAUCUUCUCUCUACCCGGUUCUCCUUCUCUCUAUAUACCAGCCUCGCCGAUGACCGUAAUUCCGUUAGAAGAAUCUCCGGCGACGGUGUUGCCGCCGCUGAACUCACUGCCGGUGGGGUUCAGGUUCCAUCCGACGGACGAGGAGCUCGUCGAUCACUAUCUGAAGCUGAAAAUCAACGGCUCGAAGACUUUAGCCAGUGUGAUUCGCGAAAUUGAUAUAUGUAAACUCGAGCCCUGGGACCUGCCUGAUUUGUCUAUGAUUAAAUCAUAUGAUAAUGAGUGGUUCUUCUUCUGCCCUAUUGACCGGAAGUACCAAAAUGGGCAGAGGAUGAACCGGGCUACAGAGCGAGGGUACUGGAAGGCAACUGGGAAAGAUAGGAAUAUACUCACUAAGAAGCUUGUAAAGAUUGGGAUGAAGAAGACAUUGGUGUACUAUGAAGGGCGAGCUCCUGAUGGAAAGAGGAGUAAUUGGGUUAUUCAUGAGUAUAGGGCUACUGACAAGGCACUGGAUGGUACCCAGCCCGGUCAGACUCCGUUUGUGCUUUGUCGUCUCUUUAAGAAGAAUGAGUUGAAGCAAGAUGAAAAUGCUGAAAGUCCGAACAGCAAUGGUGUUGAGCGAAAUGUUUCUUCUCCUACUGUUGUCAAGUCACCCGGUGAAGAUGAUCAAUUGGAGGCUAUGACGCCAAUGGGGAGAGAUCACAUUAAAGCACAACCUUUAACUCCAGAGAAGAGUUCUGUGGAGGAAUCUCCUGUUGCUCAGUUACCUGUUGAUAAUAACAGCAUUAGCUCUAAUGCUAAUAAUGCAGAAGAGGAUCUGGACAUUCCGCAUGAUCCUGAUCUGGAAGAAUUAUUCGCAAACCUUUAUGAGCCUUCAGAAGAACAUCUCGAUAUCGUUUCUCUGCCACAAACAGAGACACAGGGGUUGGGAUCUUCCUACGCAUACGGUGCUGUUACAAAUAACUGCGGUGAUGAUAUGGACAUCCAGUCUCUGAGUGAAACAAGUGUAUCUGAUGCAACUGAGUUUAUGAACUCAUUCCUUGUUAGCUCUGAUGAGGUUCCCUAUGGAGAUUCUGGACAGCAAAUCUUGCCAAUCGAACAUGCAACUCCCAAUUAUGUUAGCACUAUAAACAAGCCUUCAGGGGCAGAAAUGAUGCAGGGGCUGGUUAAGACAGGAUUUUUGGAAAAUGUUCCUGCAAAUGCAUUGCUGCAAAGACAUAUUGAGCAUGUUCCUAAUCCUUCAGGAGGGGUUUAUACACCUCAUACUUUUAAUGGUGGUCCUGAGAUGUGGAAUUCAGAUCCCCUGAAUAAUAGCUACCUUGGACAGGAUGCUUUCUCGACAAUGUGUGAUGGGAGUCAGGCCACUAACAUGGUAAAUCUUGAAGGAGAAGGUGGCUCGGUGAAUGCAGUCAGCAGUUUUGGACCUGGAAUAAGAUUAAGGACCCGACAGGCGCGCAGUCAAGCAGCUGACCAGCCGUUCACCAUGCAGGGAACUGCUCAUCGAAGAAUUCGUUUACAAAUGUCAUUUCCAGCUGCAUCUGUUCAAUCUCGUCUACCUGAAGAUUCCAAUCAGGCAGAAAGUGAAAAACCUGCUGUGACUGAGGGUGAAACCAUUGAUAGCACUGCUACCUCUAGUCUUGAAACAAGGGAUAUAAUUGCCCGUGAGUUCAAAAGAGAUGGAGAAAUUUCUAAGAACAUAUCUACAAAGACGAAAGACAAAGGAGGUUUUGCAGCUUGCAGCAAUGGAAACACCAUCUCUGUGUUCUCAAAGACGGACCUACUGCACUCAGUUUUGCCAUCACUUUACAUGCCAAAGGUUCUUAUAGCUGUGAGCCUGCUUAUAGUCCUCGUUGGCAGUUUGGCAUGCAUUAGACUCUGAGGAUGUCGGAGAAUGAAUUAGACUCUGAGGAUGUCGGAGAAUGAAACGUAUGUUUUUGUGUAUAGAGCAUUUUCAUUACCCUUUGAAAACGCCCCCAUAUGGUAAAAGCUGAACUGGUUUAGAUUUCUGGUUAUCGUUUCUAGUCGAGACUCUUUGGAUGUGGCUGGCUGCAGGAGGCUGAUCCGCGGAAUUAGUUGACAUAGACUGCAUGUUAUUACUAGCAUAUAUAUCAAGCAUUAAAAUAGUGGUUUUUGUAAAUUUAUUGUCUAGUAGUCAUGAUGUUGACUAUAUAAACAUCCUAUUAUAUAUGUAUGUUGGCUCUGUUCAGAGCUGUGUUUAUGAACAAUCUUGGUCUGUAUAACUCAUUUUGAACUCCCAAUAAGCCUUUGUCACAAA
This is a messenger RNA of Ipomoea triloba (trilobed morning glory), 2312 nucleotides long. Its product is annotated as NAC domain-containing protein 91-like. Gene Ontology annotation, molecular function: DNA binding. The record is from RefSeq and is a predicted model, not a curated record. The transcript has 6 exons. NCBI's taxonomy places the organism in Eukaryota, Viridiplantae, Streptophyta, Magnoliopsida, Solanales, Convolvulaceae. Gene Ontology annotation, biological process: regulation of DNA-templated transcription. The coding region runs from base 21 to 1916 and encodes 631 amino acids.